Miscanthus lutarioriparius is the source of this 1278-nucleotide messenger RNA. NCBI's taxonomy places the organism in Eukaryota, Viridiplantae, Streptophyta, Magnoliopsida, Poales, Poaceae. The record is from the annotation of a GenBank genome assembly.
AUGGCGACUGCUCGUGGCGGGAAGCUUAGGAGGAGGACUACGAGCAGGCGGGCGCGUGCGGGUGCUGCGUGCAUGGAGGCCAAGCCGGGGGAAGCGAGUGCCGCGCCUGCGCCUGCGCCUAUGGCGGCGGCGGCAGCAGCAGCAGCGGUUACGGCGGCGGCACCAGAGGCGACGGUGAGCUUCCAGCAGCCGGCGGCGGCGCCAGCCGCGGCGGCGGAGAGGGGUAGCUCGAGCGCCGUGCUGGUGCCGCCUCUGGCUACGGCGGCGGCGACGGCGGCGGUGGCGGGAGGCAGCGGCGCGAUGGCGCUCGGGCCGGUGCUGAUGAAGGUGCCGAAGAAGCGCGGGCGGCCGCGCAAGUACGGGCCGGACGGGAGCCUGAUCCGCCCGCUCAACGCCACGCCGAUCUCGGCGUCCGCGCCCAUGCCGACCUCCGUGGCGCCGGGGCAGUACACGCCGGCGUCCGCGGUGGGCGCCGCCAUGAAGCGCGGCAGGGGACGGCACCUCGACUUCGCCGCCGCCGCCGCCAAGCAGCAGCAGCAGCAGCAGCACCACCACCACCAGCUCCACCACCACCAACACCAGCAGCCGCAGCAGCAGUUCGGCUUCCACUUCAACUACAUAGGUGACAUGGUGGCAUGUUCUGCUGGUGCAAAUUUCACUCCACAUAUAAUUACCGUUGCUCCUGGUGAGGAUGUGACGAUGAAGGUUAUAUCAUUUUUGCAACAAGGACCACGGGCUAUCUGUAUUCUCUCAGCAAACGGUGUGAUAUCGAACGUUACACUUCGUCAGCCUGAUUCCUCUGGUGGCACGUUAACUUAUGAGGGACGCUUUGAGUUGCUGUCCUUGUCUGGGUCCUUUAUGCCAACUGAAAGCAGCGGAACACGAAGUCGAUCAGGUGGGAUGAGCGUGUCUCUUGCGAGCCCAGACGGUCGUGUUGUCGGUGGAGGAGUUGCCGGCCUGCUGGUGGCAGCAAGUCCUGUUCAGAUUGUGGUCGGGAGCUUCCUGCCAAGCUACCAGAUGGAGCAGAAGAACAAGAAGCCGCGGGUGGACGUGGCGCCUGCUACCGUCCCUCAGACGCCUCCCGCGGUCCCGAUCUCGAGCGCGGACACCCACAGCAGCGAGCAAGGGCAGCAGAGCUCUGCGGCCCAGAGAGGGAUGACCUCAGGAGGAGCCUACGGCGCGGACCAGAGCUGGGCAUCCCCUGCGCAGCAGCCGAUGGCAGAGGUGUCCAGGACGCCGUCGUCUGGGGACCUGAAGAUGACUGCGUCCGGAUCAUGA